Molecule: messenger RNA, 1242 nt
Organism: Chrysoperla carnea
Lineage: Eukaryota; Metazoa; Arthropoda; Insecta; Neuroptera; Chrysopidae
Exons: 3
Coding region: 44-745 (233 amino acids)
Source: RefSeq, a predicted model, not a curated record
UUACUUGUUGGAACAAUAAGUGAAAAAUAUUAAGUUAUCCAGAAUGAGAUAUACAGGAAUUAUAUUUUAUUUGAUUGCUCUGCUUGGUGUAGUGAUUGUAAAUUCAGUGUAUUACCCGCCAACUUAUUAUCCAUUUAAUCCACAAAAUAACUAUACAAGUUAUAAUUACAGUCAAAACAAUUAUAAUAUUAGCAAUUAUGGAUUUAAAUCUCCAGUUAGGUAUGUGGAUUAUAAUUAUCGCACCAAAAUAUUUCCACAAAAUUUAACAACUGGCUAUCGAUCGUAUUAUUACUCAAAUCCGCCUCGAUUUCGUUCUAAGAGAUAUAGCAAUGGUUUCUAUCAAUAUCCAGCAGCAGUAAUACAUCAUUAUGUCCCAUUGACAGGAUAUCAAAGCGUUCCACCUAGCGUACUUGCACAUAGUUCUCCACCAGGAGCGUCUAAUAAAAGUCACCAUCUAAUAACUGGCAUUGUUCACUUUGGAGAUCGUCUUGUCUAUAAUAAGAAUGUAACUGAUGAACCAUUUACAUGGUUUGGAAAAGUCUCGAAAUAUGUAACGUAUCCACCAAGAGGUAUACAAAAUACACGAAAUAUAACAGUGAUACAAGUGUAUGAUUUAAUUAAAGAUGGUACUGGUGGUUGGGCCAGAAUUGUAAAUGGCGGUGUUGGACAUCGAAAUGUUACAAUUAAAUUGAAAUCACAAACUGGCAAACGAAUGAGUUUUCAAGUUGUGAUUUAUACUAACUAAUCUACAAAGGCGGAUUAAUCUUUAAGCUACUGUAUGCGCGAGUGUUUCCGCGGAAUUAACAUUCAAAUUGCAUAUUUUUCUUAUAAAUAAAUUUAGGUCACAAAAUUUCCUGAAGCUCUAACGAAACGAAUGCUGAAAACCGCAUUCAAAUCCGAUUUAUUUAGUGUUUUGUUUCUGCGACUAAUUGUAUAAAAAAAAAUCUGGUUUGUGAUUAGUUUCUGAGGUAUCGAAUGAAGAAUUAGCUCCUGAAUAACUCGAAUAUGAUUUUAGUCGAUACCUUAAAAAAUUACUCAUUAUCAAAGGGGACCGAUUUUUGUAUUUUUUCAUCCAAAUUACGGUGGAAAUAUCGAGAAAAUAUAUACGUAUAAGAUAGAAUGCUACGAGGUAUUGAACUGUAUUUUACAUUUUGACCUUUAUAUAGGGAUUAAAAAUUAACUUUCUUACAUUUUGAAGGUGGUAAUUGGCCUCUUUGGGUUUACGCUUGAAUUAUUUAUAAU